Dufourea novaeangliae is the source of this 1511-nucleotide messenger RNA. Its product is annotated as rRNA methyltransferase 3, mitochondrial. NCBI's taxonomy places the organism in Eukaryota, Metazoa, Arthropoda, Insecta, Hymenoptera, Halictidae. The transcript is spliced from 4 exons. Gene Ontology annotation, molecular function: RNA methyltransferase activity; RNA binding. Gene Ontology annotation, biological process: RNA processing. The record is from RefSeq and is a predicted model, not a curated record. Bases 188 to 1498 code for a protein of 436 amino acids.
UACGGGAAAAAAGCGUGAUACAUGUAUACAAUAAUAAUUGUUUGAACGACACAAUACUGAAUAAAUCUUUUAAUAAAGUAAAUAUCUAAAAUCUGUUUGGUUAACAGUGAAAUACUAUGCGUCUACAAGUUCCAUUAAAGCGGUCAUAAACAUAGAUACUGUUAUAUCGUAUUAAAACGCAACGAAAAUGGUAUUUUUAAAUAUUGUGCAUACCACGUUUCGGCCACUUCGACAGUUAACGAAACUUCCAACGAUUAAUGCAAAAUUAGAUGCAACACGAACGUACGUAAGAUGGGCGAGUCGCCGACCGGUUGCAAUUGUUAAUGAAGAUGAACUUUACGAAGCAAGCGACACUACGCGAGAAACAUUUGCCGAAAGUAAAAAGUUUUCGUCAAGGAAAUCGAGAGGAAGGAAUUCCACUGAAAAAACCGCAAAAACCGCAAAAACCGCAAAGACUACAAAAGCUACCAACGAUGUGGAAUCGUUGGCGACUGAGAAGAAAAAGGCAUUCACUGUUCUUCAAGAUAAUGAUAAAAUUAUAAGGUCAUUAAUGAUUAAAGUUAAGUCACGAAAGAAAAGAGAAAAAAAUGAUAACAUUGCCCUGGAAGGACAGAGAUUAAUUCAAGACGCGCUUCGAGCUGGUGUACAGCCUAAAGUUGUACUUUUCAGUAACUCAGCAGAUAUAGACAAGUUAAAUCUUCCACCAAAAACACAAUUGUAUAAAGUCCCAUAUAAAACUAUUCAGUUGUGGUCCACUGUAUCCUCAUCCCCUGGGUUAAUUGGAAUUUUUGAAACUCCUAAUAUAGAGAAUACAGCUCCCGCUGACGACGCGUUGCCGCUUACUAUUAUUUGUGACAAUGUAAGAGAACCAGGAAAUUUAGGGUCUAUUAUGAGAGCUGCAGCAGGUGUAGGCUGUGAAAAAUUAAUAUUGAUAAAAGGUUGCGUGGAUUUGUGGGACCCGAAAGUUCUUAGAAGCGCGUGCGGAGCUCACUUUCGAUUGCCUAUUCAUGCAUUUCCGGUGUGGGACGAUGUUCCAGCGUUAAUCAGCGAAGACUCCAAUAUUAUUGUAACUGAUAGUAACUUUAAGGAUGAAUUCGUAUCAAAAUACGACACAGAUAUGCUUCAACCUAGCUUAGGAGUAUUCGAUGCAGAUCCAGAAAGUCUUAAAUCAUACUGUAUUAACGAAGAUAGCGGAACGGAAACUAUAGAAUCAGAGCCUACAUCGUCAUUUAAAAAGAAGAUGGCAGACCUUCUGUUGCAGCUACCUAUUGUACCGUACUAUACUUUGGAUUAUACGAAAAAAGAAACUGUGCUCGUUCUAAGUGGAGAAACCGAAGGUUUAACUUUCGAUUCAUUAAAUUUACUAAAGGAACGAAAAGGUAUUCGUAUAAAUAUACCUUUAGUUAACGGAGUCGACAGUUUAAAUGCAGGAGUAGCUUUUGGCAUUGUUACGUUUGAAAUCAAGAGACAAUUUAUAAAAAAACAAAGCACACUUUAAUAAAGUUAUUUUC